Molecule: messenger RNA, 2802 nt
Organism: Neocloeon triangulifer
Lineage: Eukaryota; Metazoa; Arthropoda; Insecta; Ephemeroptera; Baetidae
Gene: Rrp6
Product: exosome component 10
Exons: 15
Coding region: 131-2731 (866 amino acids)
Biological process (GO): nuclear polyadenylation-dependent CUT catabolic process; TRAMP-dependent tRNA surveillance pathway; nuclear polyadenylation-dependent rRNA catabolic process
Cellular component (GO): nucleolus; nuclear exosome (RNase complex)
Molecular function (GO): nucleotide binding; 3'-5'-RNA exonuclease activity; nucleic acid binding
Source: RefSeq, a predicted model, not a curated record
UUCUUGAUGGCCGCCGCCUCUCCAUCCAACACAAAACAACGUGCUGCCCGACGCAAAUCGCAAAAGGAAACUCAAUUCGUCACUUUGGAAUUGUGCAUAAGCAGCAAAAUUUAAAAUAUAUUUUGCUAUAAUGCAGGCGACGGACAGUAACGGGAGAGCUAAUUCCGAAGGAGAUCAUGAAUUCCUUCCAGGAUAUAAAUCCGUCGACGAUUUCAUCAAGACUGGGUACAAAGCAGUUUUGGAAAUGACGAAAUUGUCAAACAGUUUACCCAGCGAUGAGCACUUCCACUAUUAUUCCAGUUACCCCGCUUUUGAGGAAGCAAUGGUCAAGCAAGGGAACCAAACUUUGAGAAGCAUUUCAAGUGUGAUUCAAAGCGCUGGAAUGAAAGGAAAUAUUGUCAGACGAGAUAUGGAGGAAAAAUUUGAGCUUUUGUUAGAUUCGAAUGACACAAUUUUAGAGCAAGUUGCGCUUAACUUGGAUGAGGUGGCUGGUAUCAGGAAAAAUCCUGGGGCAGAGGAAAAGGACGUAAUAAAAGUAAAUCGGCCUUUGAGUGGUUCCUGGAAUCAAUCAUUUUCAUCACCUUCCAGUGUCACUCAAGAAAUUGUUAAGAGCAACACAAGUUCGCCUUCUGCAUUAAGAGCUACCUUGCCAAAAGUAACCGUGAAACCGCAGCAUAGCUUCCCUGACAAAAUUGACAACAGGCCUGGUGCAUUUGAACCGAAAAUCAAAGAGAAGCCUCAUGCAUUGAAGCCCCUUUCUUCUCUGCUCAUGCUUUCUGACUAUGGAGAAUGCUUUAGCCAUCCAUAUGAGUAUGAAUUGGAUCUGUUUGACCCACCGGAACAUCAACUUAUACCAGUUGAGCCAAAAGCUCCUAGGACGGACCAAACGCCAUUAAAAUAUGUUGAUAGCCCUCAAGAAUUAAAGCAUAUGCAACAACAUUUAAGGAACUACAAGGAAAUUGCCAUUGAUCUUGAACACCACAACUACAGAUCUUUCCAAGGCUUCACUUGUCUUAUGCAAAUUUCCAGCAGACACUCGGAUUUCAUUGUAGACACACUCAAGCUCAGAGGAGAGCUGCACUGCCUCAAUGAAAUUUUUGCAGAUCCUAAAAUCGUUAAGGUCUUGCACGGAGCUGACAGUGAUGUUGUGUGGCUGCAAAAGGACUUGGGCCUUUACUUAGUGAACAUGUUUGACACCCACCAAGCUGGAAAACUGAUGAACUUCCCUAGAUUGAAUUUGGCUUACUUGUUGAAGUACUAUUGUGAUGUAGACGUAGACAAGCGUUAUCAGCUUGCCGAUUGGAGAAUAAGACCACUGCCCGAAGAGAUGAUCCAAUAUGCUAGGAUGGACACGCAUUUCUUGCUCUACGUGUAUGACAGAUUGAAAAAUGAUUUGUGGGAAUCUGGAGCAAACUCAGACCGGCUAAUCAAAGCUGCAAUACAUCAGAGCACACAGCUUUGCAAGAAGAUUUACGUGAAACCUCAACUGACCCAAGAAGCACACCUCAUGCUUUACCAAAAGUCAAGAAAAAUGUUCAACAACCGGCAGUUGUGGGCCCUGGAAAAGAUUUUUGCUUGGAGGUUCCAUACAGCAAUGGAAGAAGAUGAGAGCCUUCCAUAUGUUCUGCCAAACCACAUGCUAUUGCAAAUUGCUGAAAAUCUUCCAAGAGAAAUGCAGGGCAUCUUGGCUUGCUGCAACCCAAUUCCUGUGUUAGUUCGUCAGAACCUCACUAAAAUUCACCGCAUUAUCCUUGAGGCAAGGGAGCAGCCUCUUGUUCAGACUGCUGCUACAGAGGAUUUGUCCAUGAGGUCAAAUCAAACAGAGUGGACAAAAAUUAACAUUGAAUCCACCUUGCACUGCCCCCAUCAACUUUUAAAGGAAGAACAGAGAGACAACCUUCCAACACUUCUCGGUGCAAAAAAAAUGGAAGAAGUAAAAGUUAAAGGCAUUUUGAAGACAUCAGCAACAAUAGCAGUUUUUAGUGCUUUUGGUCAAAAUACUAAACUCGCAAGUAGCAAAAAGAAAGUGAUGAGCCCUUAUCAAAGGUACUUAUUAGUAAAACCGUACCUACAGCACCUGUCUAAUUUGGCAGCCUUGAAAGAGGCUGCAGACAAAGAAAUCAAGGUAGACAAAUCGUCUACAACAAACCAACUCGAACUUCAUGGUCUAGCACAGGUUCAACAACACUUUGAGGAGCUUGAUAGCCGCACUGCGGCUCAAAACCGUACACCUGUCAGACAAGCACCUUCGGAAAGCGAAGAAGAAGAUGGAAAAUCAGCUUCAGUAAAAAGACCGCAUGCAGAGUUUGAAUCUUUGGAUGGAAAGGAAGAGGAGGAGGAGGAAAUAGAAGGGCCUCUUAAUAAAAGAUUUAAGGAGGAUAAAAUUCAACCAUUCCGCCCUGGAAGAAAUAAUUUAAGCGUCGCUCAGACCCAGUCCAAGUUUCAGAGGAAUAAGAAGACAAAUCAGCAGAAGAAAAAGAACUUUGACAGGGGCCAAAAAGGCAACUGGUCAAAUGAAGCUCCUGCGGCAACUCAAAACCAACCUGGGCCUAGCCAGGCUUUCAACUACAAUCAAGUGAAUUUCAACAAGUUCCAAGGAGGCAGUCGAAAUGUUGACAAGAGAAAGAACUUCAACGACAAAGGAAAUAGAGGCAGAGGUGGAGGGAACAAGAAAAAGAGAUUCAACUUCCCUCAGAGGCAGAAUCAGAAAAGCCACACUUACAAAACGUAAGUUCUAUCUUGCACAAAGAAAGCAUAUUUGUUUACUCCAAUGAAUAAAAACAUUGGUUCAUUGUCCGAAAA